GCGGCAGCCCGGCCCUCGUGUCGGUAGACUGUCUGUGUGUGGCACGGCUCUGCUGGACGGAGGGGAAAUGUUAGAGUGGAGUACAGCGGUACACUCCGAAACCUUCCAAACCUCUUCAAAAUCGGAAGUACAUUUUGGCACCAUCUUUUUUUUCUCUGCCCGGAUUAUGCGGACCUGUUUUUCGCUUCUUCUGUGACACGGUUCGCCCGAGCCCGGAGUGUGUUUGUGUGUGUGAUUUAGAGAACUAGAGAGUUCAGUCUUGGUCGCCUUUUCUUUGGACGUUCGGAGUCGGAGACCCAGCUGCCUUCCUCCUGCACUGAGUGGGAGAUGAGGACGGCGUCGAAGGAGACGGGGUUCGACGUCUGGGAACCGGAGAGUGAACAGUAGCCGGGCGGCUGAGGUUUUUUUUGUGUAAAGUUAUCUGCCUGGGUUUUUGAAGCGGUGGAUGCGAGCGGACGGCUGAGACGCGAAGGCAGAGCCAAGUAAGCCACCCACUUCUGCUGAAAAGCUAAAGGAUAGGUUACAAAAUGUAUCCACAAGGCCGGCAUCCGGCGCCCCACCAGCCUGGUCAGCCGGGCUUCAAAUUCACAGUGGCGGAGUCCUGUGACAGGAUCAAAGACGAAUUUCAGUUCCUGCAAGCGCAGUAUCACAGUCUUAAGGUGGAGUACGACAAACUGGCCAACGAGAAGACUGAAAUGCAGCGCCACUACGUUAUGUACUAUGAGAUGUCCUAUGGGUUGAACAUUGAAAUGCACAAACAGACUGAGAUCGCUAAAAGGCUUAAUGCAAUUCUAGCUCAGAUCAUGCCUUUUCUGUCACAAGAGCACCAACAGCAGGUUGCGCAGGCUGUUGAACGUGCCAAGCAAGUGACAAUGACAGAGCUGAAUGCCAUCAUCGGGGUACGUGGACUUCCCAAUCUGCCUCUAACCCAGCAGCUCCAGGCACAGCACCUCUCUCACGCAGCCCACGGCCCCGUGGCUCUGCCCCCACAUCCCUCGGGCCUGCAACCCCCAGGCAUCCCUCCAGUUACGGGCUCCGGUUCAGGCCUGCUGGCGCUGGGCGCUUUGGGUAGCCAGCCCCACUUGCCUGUAAAGGAUGAGAAGAACCAUCACGACCUAGAACACAGAGAGAGCACGAACAACUCCAUCUCUCCAUCCGAUAGCCUGCGUACAUCCAGUGAGAAGCACCGUGGAUCCUCAGAUUACAGCCUGGACUCCAAGAAGCGCAAAAUGGAGGAGAAGGACAACAUGAGCAGAUAUGACAGUGAUGGAGACAAAAGUGAUGAUCUUGUGGUCGAUGUCUCUAAUGAGGACCCUGCCACGCCCCGCGCAAGCCCAGCCCAUUCUCCGCCAGAAAAUGGCAUUGACAAACCCCGCCCCCCAAAGAAGGACACACCCAACAGCCCUGCAUCUGUGGCCUCCUCUGGCAGUACACCUUCCUCCAAAACCAAGGAGCAUGGCCAUAAUGACAAAUCCUCUACGCCUGGCCUCAAGUCCAACACCCCCACUCCACGGAACGAUGCCCCUACCCCUGGUACUAGCAGCACGCCGGGGCUGAGGCCCAUCCUUGGCAAGCCCCCCAUGGAGGCUCUGGCUGCUCCUGCACUGCGAACCCCCCUCUCCUAUCCGACUCCUUUUGCCAUGAUGGGCCACCAUGAGAUGAACGGCUCACUGACCAGCCCUGGAGUCUACGCUGGCCUGCACAUCUCGCCUCAGAUGAGUGCGGCUGCUGCUGCCGCCUACGGUCGCACGCCCAUUGCGGGCUUCGAGCAUCCUCAUAUGAGAGCCCCAGGCCUCCCUGCCAGCCUUACCUCUAUCUCUGGGGGAAAGCCGGCCUAUUCCUUCCACGUCAGUGCCGAUGGGCAGAUGCAGCCUGUGCCCUUCCCUCCAGAUGCUCUGAUUGGCCCUGGGAUCCCCCGUCAUGCCAGGCAGAUCAACACUCUGAGCCAUGGCGAGGUGGUGUGCGCCGUCACCAUCAGCAACCCCACACGGCACGUCUACACUGGUGGCAAGGGCUGUGUCAAGAUCUGGGACAUCAGCCAGCCUGGCAGCAAGAGCCCCGUGUCCCAGCUAGACUGCUUGAACCGGGAUAACUACAUCCGCUCCUGCAAACUGUUGCCUGAUGGGCGCACGCUGAUCGUGGGCGGUGAGGCCAGCACUCUGACCAUCUGGGACUUGGCCUCGCAGACGCCCCGCAUCAAGGCCGAGUUGACCUCUUCGGCCCCUGCCUGCUAUGCUCUGGCGAUCAGCCCCGAUGCCAAGGUGUGCUUCUCCUGCUGCAGUGAUGGCAACAUUGCUGUCUGGGACCUGCACAACCAAACCCUUGUCAGGCAGUUCCAGGGACACACUGACGGUGCCAGCUGCAUCGACAUCUCUCAUGAUGGUACCAAGCUGUGGACGGGAGGCCUGGACAACACUGUGCGUUCGUGGGACCUGAGAGAAGGUCGGCAGUUGCAGCAACAUGACUUCACUUCUCAGAUCUUCUCACUGGGCUACUGCCCGACGGGCGAGUGGCUGGCAGUGGGCAUGGAAAGCAGCAACGUUGAGGUGCUCCACCACACCAAGCCUGACAAGUACCAGCUCCACCUGCAUGAGAGCUGUGUGCUUUCCCUCAAGUUUGCCUACUGUGGUAAAUGGUUCGUGAGCACUGGGAAGGACAAUCUGUUGAACGCUUGGAGGACUCCCUACGGCGCCAGCAUAUUCCAGUCAAAGGAAUCAUCCUCGGUCCUGAGCUGCGACAUCUCGGCAGAUGACAAGUACAUUGUCACCGGCUCCGGCGACAAGAAGGCCACGGUGUAUGAAGUGAUCUACUAGACAGUGAGGUAACUGAGUAGAGAAGCUCGGGCCUUGUAGAGUGAGAACAGAGCGUUUGGAGGGGGUGCCACCUUCCUGCUCUUCACGCCAAUGACUCUUCUAGUCAGACAGACAGGACAGGACUGGACAGCACCUGUCUGCCUGACUAUCUGUCUCACUCUCAUCCUCUCCUGUCGCCCAGUCAUGGACGGCAUGUCUGACAGCAGCGUGGAAGGAUUAGUCAUGGAUGGGACUGGGAUAAACUAAACUUUUGAUCUGAACUGAUCUGAUCUGAUCUGAUCUGGACUGGACUGGACUGGGAUGAAUUGUACUGGACUGGACUGAACCACCUGGACAGCCAUUAACCUGGUUGGGCUGCUUCUAAUACUUGCUCAUCCCUCAUCCCAUCAGCCACAUCCAGCACAAGUCAUAUGGCACUAGAGAAGAGAAUAACUUUUUUUUUUCUUCGUAUCUUGUUGGAUUUUUGUUAUGUUUUUCUUUUUUUUUUUUUUUUUUAAAUACAGUGAGAAUGUUCCAUAUUGCAACGUGAAGCGGUGCUUCGUUCUGAAACUCUAUCCGUUUGGAGGUUCUGUGAAAAGUGUACAUAAUGGAGUAUUAAAAGGCCUUUUAUAGAUUUAUAUUUUGGUGUCCAGUUACACUUGUGAUGGUUCCUUCCCUCCCUCCCCCAUCAUCUCCUCAAUGCUUUGUUUUUCCGCUGGGGCUUGGAAAUUAGAUUAUGACCUUUUUUUUUUUCUAAGGAUAUUCUAUCUCUUUUUUUCUGAGAAGUUCCUUUUCCAACCUUUUAUAGAAAUCUAAUUUACUUUUUUUUCCCUCUGAAAAACAAUUUUGAGCUAGAUCGCAUUUCAGAGAAGCUUUCUUUCUUUUUCUUUUUUUCUAAAUGUCCUGUGGAUCUUGCCCCUUCUCUCAUGGUGGAACGCUCUUGCCUUAGCAGUCCUGUAAAGCACCUGAGGCUGCAGCUGCGGCUCAGCAGGAACAGAAGAGCAGCUGCUGCAAAAGGAGGGCAGGCGCUCAAGACUCGGUCUAAGGAAAAGUGACUGUUCUGUUCUAACUACCUGCCAGUGGCCCCCAUGAAAAGAGACCGAUCCCCUUCAUGCUGUGGACCGACUGGGGGACUGUGUGUGUGUGUGUGUGUGUGUGUGUGUGUGGAAUAACUUUCGCUCGUACUGACUGAUCGGAGGACCCUUCCGUAACCUGUGACUUCUUCAUUGCAUUAGUGUAUGAACAGGACACAGCAUUUUGUCUUGUAGACGAUGACCAUAAGUUAUGAUGAUGGAGUUAAUAUUUUGCUCCAGGUCUCUCUGUUUUGGAGCCGUUGUGACGUUCUCUGAGGGUGGGAGUCAUGUGUUUGUGUGCAUAGUGUCUCUCGUAUGCAAGAAGCACAGAGUCGGCUAAUGUGUCUGCAGCUAAGCCAAACACAGCAAAGCAUAAAAGACUAAGGACUAAAGCGGAGACUUUUACCAGAUGAUUUGGUCAAUUUCUAGUUCAAGUUCAAAUCCAUUGCAUCCCACUACUGCGUCUCAACACAACCAAAGUAUGUAGCAAAAUGUGUUGUCACUGAAGAGAUGUACAGUUGUUAAUUCAAUAAACUGUUUUUCUUUUUUGUAAAAAAGAAAAGAACAAAGAA
Messenger RNA from Astyanax mexicanus (Mexican tetra), 4437 nucleotides. It is a transcript of the gene tle3a, whose product is annotated as TLE family member 3, transcriptional corepressor a. Gene Ontology annotation, cellular component: nucleus; transcription regulator complex. Gene Ontology annotation, molecular function: transcription corepressor activity; protein binding. Lineage: Eukaryota; Metazoa; Chordata; Actinopteri; Characiformes; Acestrorhamphidae. The record is from RefSeq and is a predicted model, not a curated record. Bases 528 to 2813 code for a protein of 761 amino acids. Gene Ontology annotation, biological process: regulation of DNA-templated transcription; negative regulation of canonical Wnt signaling pathway. The transcript has 21 exons.